AACCUACAUUUGUAUGUCUUCUGAAAUCUAUAAAUAGCUUUCUAUUGUUUUAACUUUAGUAAACCAGUCGGUGGCGACUUUUGAAGCACGAACUUAAUUGGAGCGUAGCACAACCUCGUUUAGAUAGAUAGGUAUUAUAUAUAACAACUCCAUUUGUUAGUCACGAUUUUUGUAACACAAUAGAAUGAAGCACAUGGGGUUUUUCCUUUGUUAUAAGUGCACGAUUUUUGGAUACACAAUUCAAAGAUUUAAAUUCCAAAGAAUACCAAAUUUAUGCUGAACGUUGAGCGAGCCAGAUCCGUAACCACACUUGUUUGAACAUCAGAAAUUUCCAAAAUGUCGUCUCUUCUCCCGACCCUGGGGUUGCUACUGAUCUUGGUGAGUUGUGUUAUGGCGGAAAAGUGUGACGUCAGCUCAAGCAAAACCGAUCCGUCAAUGAAGAAGAAAGUGGAAUGUGACUACGGCUGUUGUACGAAAGGGAACGUGGCUGAAUGCUGCGAAAGAAAAGUUGGAGCACUCGUCGGUAUCAUCGUCGGCAUCGUUGUUCUCAUUGUCGUCAUCGUCAUCGUCGUCAUCUGUUGUUGUAAAUACAAAAAGAACAAGAAAAUCCGCGAUGAACAGCAGGCUAACGAUAAUAACACUUCCCCUCCAGGAGGCAUGGUGAUGGUCCCCGUCAGCUAUCUACAACAACUUGGCCAGAACCAGGGAAGCGCCCCGGGGUACUCGGCCGCCAGUGGACACCAAUCCAAUCCCCCUCCUGGGUACCCUGGGGAGAGUAACUACACGCUUCCCCAGUCGUACGAUUCCUACCCGGAAAAGUCCUGAGAAACAACUUCGUCAGUGAAAAGAUUCAUAACUUCUUUUAACUGGAAUCACGUUUGUGUGGCUACGUUGGAUUCUGAAAACAAAUCGGAGAGAGAAAACGUUUUAUUAAAUUAAAAUUGUAAUUGUAAAUAAUGUUCCGGAAUGUCAGUCCUCGGAAAGUAUUUGAAGUUGCCGGAGACUUUUUUCACAAACUAAAUAUUCGCGAAAGAAACUCGAUCAUACCAUGUGGGUUCCCCUCGUAUUUUUGUUGCUUUCAUUUUGAUUCGUAGAUCUCCUUGAUGUUGUAGAUGUGUGCUAUCUUCCUCAAUUCGAGGUGUAAUGAAUCAUAUAAAAGAUAAUUUCAAUGGAUGAUAGUUUUAAUUUGUUGAUUAUCAGAGGACACAUUUGAAAAGCAAAUUACCAGAAAAACUUGCUUUGGUAAGUUUGACUUUUCAUAGUAUUAUACACUGUAACAGAAUCAUAAUAAUCGACUUUAAUAAACGACUAUUAAGAGGGACAACUUAAUACAAUUUAUAACACCGAUAGAUCACCGACCUCCGUCAGUGAGACGAUACCCGCAUGGGUGGUAUCAUGUAGGCGAUAAACCCGUCAACAACCAACCAACCAACCAACCAGCACACUAAUGAAAAUAUCAUCCAAGGUGUCUAUGUCUUUUGACAUAUCAAUUUUAUCAUAUCUUUAUAUUUUACUUUGGCUGUCCUAGGUAUUCUUUCUUGUCUACAUAAACUAAUUCGCCAGACGUGAAGUUGUACAUAAAUCAAAGGAUCAUUCAAUAAUCGUUGAACGUUUGGAAUGUCCUAGGUCAUAUACCUGUAAUAAAAGGUAGUAGACGGUACACAUCCUCGAUUUACAUGGGUUACGCCCACUUUCGCUCUCUGCACCCCUGGACUAUGUCAUAGCAAAAUUGAAGGCACAUGGCUAGCAAUUUGUUUGGUGUCGGUUAUAAAAACCCUGACCAAUUUCUACCAGGCUAAUACUUGUCCUAUGAAGAUUACAAAGGAGCGACACCCGGCUUCAAAGCCAAGAGGUUUUACCGUUACGCGACUGCGAGAUUCUUUUGAUGAACAUCAAAGGAUCAAACAAGUCUGUUCGUCUCAUCCACACUGUGGCACACACUGGGCCUUGGCUUUUGCUAUGACAUAAUUCCAGGGAUGCAGAGAGCGUAUACGUAGGUGAGCGUAACCCCUAGAUAUCAAGGAUUGAUUGUACACAGCGAUGAUAAAAAUAGUCACAGUACAGGUCACACUGUUGUA
Messenger RNA from Mizuhopecten yessoensis (Yesso scallop), 2078 nucleotides. Its product is annotated as cysteine and tyrosine-rich protein 1-like. The record is from RefSeq and is a predicted model, not a curated record. The transcript has 4 exons. NCBI's taxonomy places the organism in Eukaryota, Metazoa, Mollusca, Bivalvia, Pectinida, Pectinidae. Bases 337 to 825 code for a protein of 162 amino acids.